Molecule: messenger RNA, 2726 nt
Organism: Ictalurus furcatus (blue catfish)
Lineage: Eukaryota; Metazoa; Chordata; Actinopteri; Siluriformes; Ictaluridae
Product: metalloreductase STEAP2
Exons: 6
Coding region: 451-1692 (413 amino acids)
Biological process (GO): copper ion import
Cellular component (GO): plasma membrane; endosome
Molecular function (GO): cupric reductase (NADH) activity; ferric-chelate reductase (NADPH) activity
Source: RefSeq, a predicted model, not a curated record
GUUAGAUAGCAAGGAAAUGCAAGCAGAUGGUAAAAAGCAAUCUGGAUGUAAUGUCAAAAUUCUACUGCACAUUGUGUAAGACUACACUGUCACGAGUCCAUGGAGGCCGAUGCAAGUGCAGAACUUCCUUUAUUGCGUUCACACAGGAAACAGGCUCAGGGAAACAGACUUAUGGUACAAACACAAGGAGUAGACACAUAAGGAACCAGGAUUUGCCAUGACAUACACUUGGGAAAAAAUUCGUGGCCUGGUAUCUGGUCGCUGAUUGGUGGAGGUCUGCUCGCUGAGAAGUCAGACCCAGCCAAUCAGGCCGCAGAGGGCGGGGCGAGAGUGAAGACACCUCCUGCUACUCCAUAGUCAGGGAGGAUCCAUGAGGGACACCGAUAACGCCAGCAUUUCUUCAGAUCAAGAAACAUGGUUUUAUCAGCAUAGAGAGCAGCACGUCUGAGAAUGGACUCCAUCUCACUGGUGGGGAGCAGUCCUGCCAGCAAGGCCUCCUUCCUUCCUAACGGAUUGAAGAAUGGACCCAGCGAAGGCUCCAGUAAGCCCUCAGUGGCCAUCAUUGGCUCUGGGGAUUUCUCCAAGUGCUUGGCCAUCCGUCUGCUGCAUAGUGGCUUCCAUGUGGUGGUGGGCAGUCGACAGCCCAAGCGGGCGGCUGAGUUUUUUCCUCAUGUGGUAGAUGUGACCCAUCACGAGGAUGCAGUGGGCAAAGCUUCCAUCAUUUUCCUGGCUAUCCACAGAGAGCACUACUCUUCUCUCUGGGACAUCAAACACCUAUUAGCUGGCAAAAUCUUGGUGGACGUCAGCAACAACAGGAGGUCAAACCAGUAUCCAGAAUCCAAUGCAGAGUACCUUGCUUCCCUUUUCCCAGAGUCCAAUGUUGUGAAAGGGUUUAAUGUGAUCUCGGCAUGGAAUAUGCAGUCAGGCCCUAAAGAUGCGAGUCGUCAGGUGUAUAUCUGCAGUAACUCAGUGGACGCGAGGCAUCAGGUCAUCGAGUUGGCCCGGCAGCUCAGUUUCAUUCCUGUGGACAUGGGCACACUCUCCUUGGCGAAGGAAGUAGAGAAGCUGCCGUUAAGGUUGUUUUCUGACUGGAAAGGUCCCGUUCUGACGGCUAUCGCCCUUUCCAUCUUCUUCUUUGCCUACUCGUUCAUCCGGGACAUCAUUCAUCCGUACGUGAAGAAUAAGCAAAGCUUUUUUUAUAAGAUCCCGCUGGAGAUGGUGAACAGGACACUGCCAGUGGUGGCUAUAACCUUGCUGGCGCUGGUGUAUUUAGCGGGCCAGCUCGCUGCUGUGCACCAGCUCUUCUACGGCACUAAGUUCAAGCACUUUCCCUGCUGGCUACAGGGAUGGUUACAGAGCCGCAAACAGCUGGGCCUGCUCAGCUUUUUCUUCGUCUGCAUCCAUGUGCUCUAUAGCCUCUGCCUGCCCAUGAGGAGGUCUGAGAGAUAUCUGUUGCUCAAUAUGGCCUACCAGCAGGUACAUGCCAACAUAGAAAACUCAUGGAACGAGGAGGAGGUGUGGAGAGUGGAGAUGUAUGUGUCGUUCGGUAUUAUGAGUCUUGGCCUUCUGUCUCUCUUGGCUGUAACGUCCAUUCCAUCAGUGAACAGCACCCUCAACUGGCGAGAGUUCAGCUUUAUCCAGGUUGGUAAGUUGCAGGCUGUGCAGUCCCAGAUGGUCAGUGCCCCAGGGUGAGUCCAGCCUCUCCAAAUGCUGCUUUCAACACUUCCUCAUGCCAUCUCUCAGAAUAUGCCAUAUAUCCUGAAGCAGUCUCACAUGUAUGCGCACAGAAACACACACACACACACACACACACACACACACAGAGAGAGCCCAUUCCCUCAGUCAAAUGGCAUAUGAAUAUUUACAGUCUUAUCAGAGAGCAGCCAGAGCUGAAAGGUCCUUGAGGUCAUAUACAUAUGCAGCCAUUUUAUGGCUGGGUACUGGUACUUUCCUCCAAGCUCUGCAUAUCAGAUGAUCCACUCUCACCCUGACUAGCUAUCCUAAUAUCAGUCUUCACCAUGAAAUCAGCAAUGCAGACUGAGUAGUUUAUUAAAGUCUUCCACUUUCAGUCUUAUAAAGCAGUAGGUUUUACGUCCCCAAACAGAAGUUCUAUGCCUGCAGAAAAGAAGAUCAAACAGAAUGCCAAGUGCUUUAUAUAACUUCAUGUUUCAAUAGUCAUUAUGGUGGUCUGGUCAUUAUGGUGGUUUAGUGUUCAUGGAUCAUUAAUUUACUUAGUGUCUGUAGUGAUCAGUGGACACAGAAAUGAGUAUGAGGCAUUUGCUGAUGAUUUAAAGUCUGCCCCAUUAAGGCUCUAUACACAGCCUGCAUCCUGCAAGAGGAAGAGGAAGUUUGUUAUUACUUACCAGGGAUCAAGCGUAGGUACUUAAGUGAUUGACGUGUGCCUGUAAAGUUAUUUAUAUUGUAUCACACAGAGAGGUUGUGCUUCCUGUUGGGUAGUAGCAGGUGGCCUGCUCUUUCACAGGCACACAAAACAAAUCAAUCCCACUCACUACUGAAACCAAUCUAUCCCACAAACCUCAACAUUUCACUGGGUUCAAGCACACAUCUGUUCUAAGGCCGAACCAUAAGUUUCCUUUAACUCUCCCCCACUCCCUUUAUUCAUGCUCAUUCAGGCCCUCACACCCAGUCUAAAUAAACAUUGCCUAACACAGGCUGGACUCCCUUCCUGCCCUGCCCAUCCACUCCCACUGUAAGGCCAGAUGUAG